Messenger RNA from Dentiscutata erythropus, 383 nucleotides. The record is from the annotation of a GenBank genome assembly. NCBI's taxonomy places the organism in Eukaryota, Fungi, Glomeromycota, Glomeromycetes, Diversisporales, Gigasporaceae.
AUGAACUCAAAGCUAGAAUCGAGGAGUUGGAGAAGGGUAGAACGGAUACUGCUGCAACCACAGAAUGAUUUAUCUCCCAAGGAACUUGUUGAUAUAACAGAGUUUGUAACAAGUGGUGCAGUACCAGAAGUGCUGUUAACUAUAGAUGACCCAAUACCUGCCAGCUUUAAGUUAUCAGAGGAUAGAAAGACGGAUGCUUUCUUGGAUGAGAUGAACAAGAAAAAUGUUAGUGAUAAUAUAAGACAAAGGAAUAGGGAGAAGAAGCUUCAAUGUGAGUUGGCCUGCCUUCUUAUAAAUUCGAAGCCAGAAGAUAAAGUAUCCUGUGAAGAAAAGGGGGAUCAGACUGGAUCAGCUCUCUCCAGGAACCCUCCCCUUCACCUGUU